Ceratitis capitata (Mediterranean fruit fly) is the source of this 1185-nucleotide messenger RNA. RefSeq names its product peptide deformylase, mitochondrial-like. The record is from RefSeq and is a predicted model, not a curated record. Gene Ontology annotation, molecular function: peptide deformylase activity. Bases 55 to 777 code for a protein of 240 amino acids. Gene Ontology annotation, cellular component: mitochondrion. NCBI's taxonomy places the organism in Eukaryota, Metazoa, Arthropoda, Insecta, Diptera, Tephritidae. The transcript is spliced from 2 exons. Gene Ontology annotation, biological process: peptidyl-methionine modification; N-terminal protein amino acid modification.
UUAUUUACUCUUUUCACCAUUGCGACCAGCUGUAAUCGAUUCGCCUAGCCUGCAAUGAUGCAAUUUCGUGGAUUACCGACAAUCUUAUCCAAAAGGUUUUUUAAUGGAAUGCGUUUUAUAAGCUCAAGUAGCCGAAAAGAAAAAUCUUUUCGCAAAAUGUAUCAGGAGUUUUGGACUCCAAAGGCCAUAAAUAAACCUCCAUACGAUCACUUUACACAAAUUGGAGAUCCUGUGUUACGCACAAAAGCAUCAAAAGUGCCUGAAGAUCUGAUCACUAGUAAAGAGGUAAAGGUAAUUGCUGAAAAAAUGGUCAAAGUGUUAAAAAAAUUUGAUUGCGUUGGGGUAGCAGCACCACAGAUAGGCAUAUCCCUUAGAAUAAUUGUUAUGGAAUUUCGGGAAGGACUUAAAGAACAUUUUUCAUUGCCUGUAUACGAAGCCAGAAAAAUGUCGACACUCCCAUUAACAGUGCUGUUAAAUCCUUCGAUGAGUGUAACUAAUUACCAAAAGCACAAACAUCCCGAAGGGUGUAUGAGUGUUCGCGGUUAUUCAGCAGAAGUUGAGCGAUAUGAUUCCGUUUCAUUAAAAGGAACAAAUCUGGACGGCAUUGAAGUUAAUAUAGAAUUAAGCGGGUGGAAUGCGCGAAUAGCUCAACAUGAAAUGGAUCACUUAGAUGGAAAACUUUAUAUCGAUAUCAUGGAUCGUUCAACUUUUAUGUGUACUUGUUGGGAAGCUGUGAAUUCUAAAAGUGGUCGUGUUGAAAUUCCAUUUUAUAAGUAGUAAUUCUUAAAAGAUCCUUUUCAUGAUUGCAAUACGCGUUCUUUGAAUUCAUGAAGGAGCUUUGAGAUUCCACAACAAUGUUAAAAAUCAGCAGUUACAAAGGCUUUUGGUAUGAGAAAGCUAUGUACAUAUGUGAAUCUUGACAAGUUCGAUCUAAAUAUAGUCAAUUGGUUACAAAAGAAUUAUAUGUGCAAUGUUUCAAGCUAUACAUAGCUUUUAAAAUUUUAUUUUUUGUUAAUAUAGGAUAAUUAGCACUAAAAGAAAAUAUUUCAAAAUCUUCAAUAUAUAUAUGUAUAUAUGCAAAAUCAUAAUCACAAUUUAUUUUAGAUUCAGUCUGCGAGGCAUAGAUUUAACUAAUUUUUGUAGGGUUUUCAAAUCGAUUUUCGCUUUUAUAGCAUCUUUAAGCUG